UGGAGGUUUGCACAGAGACGCCAUGUCCUGCUCCUCGCUCUCCUCGUGCUGCGUUCAAAGCCUCCAGAUAAAGACCGAAACUGCGGCCAGACUCUGCACCUGAAGGCGUCUGAGCGCAGAGCAGAGCAGAGCGGUGUGAGGGGGAGACGACUCGUGUCGCUCGGGUCGCGUUGAGGUCUCAGAGGUCUCAGACUCUUCCUCCUCCUCUUCCUCCUCUUCCUCUGACACUGCGCGCUGCCCCGCUGCCUGCGACCGAGCGAGCGAGCGGGGCGAAACAAAGAUAAUCACUCAGGAAACGUUCGGGCCAAUCAGGCGCCGCCUUGUAUGCGGCCCGUGAGCGGCGCGACCAGUCAGGAGGCGGCUAACAAGGCGCCGGGGCCCUGAUCGCCUUCGCCUGGGAGAGAGCGGAGCCUUCCCCCGGCUGCGGGCUGAGAAGAGUGUGGUGUGUGUUGGUGUGUCCUCCAUGUUUUCUCCCUAAAGUGUUGACACAGCAGUGUGUCAGGCAGCCAUGCAUCCACAGAGCCUGGCUGAGGAGGAGGUGGUGAAGACGGAGUCUGACGCGGUCGAGGGGAUGGACGCGUCUCUGCGACCCAAAGUCCCUGAUCCACCAGGGUCAGCGGAACGACCGGCGGCCCCACCACAGAAGAGGAAGGUGUCGAGUCCCACUCACUCCUCCAACGGACACUCUCCUUCGGACACCUCCCCCAGCCCCCUGAAGAAGAAGAAGAAGCCCGGGGCCGUCCACUCCCACAGCAAAGACCAGUCAGAGCUAAGACACGGCCCCUUUUACUAUAUGAAGCAGCCAGCACUCACCACAGACCCUGUUGAUGUUGUACCGCAGGACGGCAGGAACGACUUCUACUGCUGGCUGUGCCACCGCGAGGGCCAGGUGCUCUGCUGUGAGCUCUGCCCCAGGGUGUACCACGCCAAGUGCCUCAAACUGCCAGCCGAGCCCGAGGGCGACUGGUUCUGUCCAGAGUGUGAGAAAAUAACAGUUGCCGAAUGCAUCGAAACGCAGAGCAAGGCAAUGACGAUGCUGACGAUAGACCAACUGUCCUACCUGCUCAAAUUUGCACUACAGAAGAUUAAACAGCCCGGGACGGAGCCUUUUCAGAAGCCCGUGUCUCUGGAACAGCACCCGGACUACGCCGAGUACAUCUUCCACCCCAUGGACCUGAGUACUUUAGAGAAGAAUAUAAAAAAGAAAAUGUACGGCUGCACCGAAGCCUUUCUCGCCGACAUGAAAUGGAUCUUGCACAACUGCAUCAUCUACAAUGGAGCAUCUGCCUUUUUUCAAGGUAACCACAAACUAACGGCAACGGCGAAAGUCAUCGUCAAGAUCUGUGAACACGAGAUGAAUGAGAUCGAGGUGUGUCCAGAGUGCUACCUGUCCGCCUGCCAAAAAAGGGACAACUGGUUUUGUGAGCCAUGUAGUCAACCCCACCCGCUGGUCUGGGCCAAGCUGAAGGGUUUUCCCUUCUGGCCGGCGAAAGCACUUCGGGAAAAGGACGGGCAGGUAGACGCUCGCUUCUUUGGGCAACACGACCGGGCGUGGGUCCCCAUCAACAACUGCUACCUCAUGUCUAAAGAGAUUCCCUUCUCCGUGAAGAAGACAAAGAGCAUCUUCAACAGUGCCAUGCAGGAGAUGGAGGUCUACGUGGAGAACAUCCGCAAGAAGUUCGGGGUCUUCAACUAUGCUCCCUUUCGCACUCCGUUCACACCCAACAACCAGCUCCAGAUGCUGCUGGACCCGUCCAACCCCGGGGCCGGCACUGUGAAGACGGAGAAGACGGAUAAACUGCGCCUAAACUUUGACAUAACCGCGUCUCCAAAGAUGGUCCUCGGCAAGAGUUCCACGCCCGGCGGCAUGAGUCGGAGGGUCUCCCUGACGGACAUGCCCCGCUCCCCCAUGAGCACCAACUCCUCGGUUCACACGGGCUCUGACGGGGAGCAGGACAUGGAGAAGGCCGGCAGGAAUCCUGCGUUCCACUACAGCACUGGAGAGGAAUCCAUGGACUGUUCUGCGUCUCCGGUCUCAGGGAAGACGGGUCCUGCAGGCAGUGUGACGGGCAGCCCCAGGCCCUUUAACCCCGGACUGGUGCCCAAACAGGAGAGGACCAGUGGCACAGGAGGAAUCCUCAACCUCAACCUGGAUCGAGUGAAGGCCGAGAUGGAUCUAAAGGAGUUGAGCGAGACGGUGCAGCAGCAGCAACAUCAGCAGCAACAAGGCUCGGCUGCCGUCUCGACCCCAAGGAGACACAUCCGGAGCCUGGACAAGACCAUCGAGAGCUGCAAGGCUCAGCUCGGGAUCGAUGACAUUUCUGAAGACGUGUAUAAAGGUGUCGACCACAGUGACUCUGAGGACUCGGAGAAGUCCGACUCGAGUGACAGCGAGUACCUGAGCGACGAGGAACACAAGCCAAAGAGCUCCGCCAACGACGACAAAGACAAGGCGGAGAGAAAAAGGCCGAAAUCCACGGACAGAGAGAACAAGGAGGGAGUGACGGCAACGGGGGAUAAAGCCUCCGCUGAACCCCUACUCAAUGACAAACAGGGCUCCAACGGCGCGGACAGGGACGUCCAGGACAAGCCCCGGGCGCCGCAGCCUCAGCCCGUCGCCGAGAAGCCCAAAGCCCCGGAGGAGGGCAGAGCGGCCGCGGCUCCGCCGCUGGCUGAGCAAGACUCCGACUCUGAACGAGAGCUGGUGAUCGACCUGGGGGACGAACACGGAGGUCGGGACUCAAAGAGGGCAAGAAGAGAGCCGGGGGCCGCUGCCACCGCCAGAACUCUCAAAGAGUCGAAUGUUGCCAAGUUGGAAGGUAAACUGCCACCAUCUGCCACAGCAGCGACACCAUCGGCUGCCCCCAACCUGAAGGAGCAACCCGCCAUCGCUGCCGCCCUCAACCUCGUCUCUACCGCGACCUCCGGUCAGUCCGGCGGCGCCGCCACCACCACCACGACGACCGGUGGACCGACCGGCGCCGCCUCUCCUGCCUCCACCUCCCCCGUCUCCGCAGCAUCCCCAGUACCCGCCGCAGCCGUGAAGAAACAGCGCCCCCUGCUGCCCAAAGAGACGGCCCAGGCCGUGCAGCGGGCAGUGGUUUGGAAUCCCACCAAAUUUCCCGCGUCCUCGCAGAAGUGGCAUGUGGAGAAGGUGCAAAAGCAGCAGCAGCUAGGAGAGCAGGCAGCAGCUCCAACACGCAGCCCACAGCAGAACUCCUCCUCCUCCUCCUCCUCCUCCAGUACCCGCUACCAGACCAGACAAUCAGCCAAGGUGCAACACAAAGACCCGGCUCAGACGACAUCUUCGUCCUCAGCCACCCAGGGCUUGUCUGGGAGCUCGUCUUCUCUUGUGUCCGGAGACUUGCAGAUCCCCACAGGCUCGGCCGACGUGGCUGCAGACAUCGCGAAGUACACAAACAAAAUCAUGGAUUCGAUAAAAGGGACAAUGACUGAAAUCUACAACGAUCUUUCCAAAAGCACGUCAGGAAACACGAUAGCAGAGAUUCGACGGUUAAGGAUAGAGAUCGAAAAGCUCCAGUGGCUGCAUCAGCAAGAGUUGUCGGAGAUGAAACACAAUCUAGAACUGACGAUGGCCGAGAUGAGGCAGAGUCUGGAGCAGGAGCGCGAGCGGCUGGUGGCGGAGGUGAAGAAGCAGACGGAGCUGGAGAAGCAGCAGGCGGUGGACGAGACCAAGAAGAAACAGUGGUGCGCCAACUGCCGGAAGGAGGCCAUUUUCUACUGCUGCUGGAACACCAGCUACUGCGACUACCCCUGUCAGCAGGCGCACUGGCCCGAGCACAUGAAGUCCUGCACGCAGUCAGAGAAGAAUCACACUCAAUCCACAGCUUCGCAGCAGGAGCCAGAGACGGAGGCCAACUCGGAGCCUUCCAUCAAACCGUCGGGCCUCUCCCCGGCCACACAGACCCUGCCCUCGGCCGCGGGAUCCGUAUCGGACAAAAGCAACUCUCCGUCAUUAGUGGACAAGAGUAAAGACAGUGCUGCUGCCGUGACCGUGACUUGACCGCUACACUGCAGAAAAACUUGGACAGGCUUUUGCGAGGGCCGCUGUCGGGCCGCUGUCGGGCCGCUUGUGGCGUCAUACUCGGUGCUGGAGAGGGCCUGCAUCUCUGACAAAAAAAAUUAACUUUUGAUUUUUCCAUUCCCCCUGUGUGUACAUCUGCCUGGUUGACAUUUAUCUUCGGUUUAUCGAUCAUUCACAGUUGCCACAGAUCUGUGUUCAAAUGAAAGUAGAAAUAUAAAAUGUGAGUCUGUUUGUUUUCUUACUGUAGUUCUGUGUUUAAAAAAAAAAAAACCCUCUUCUGUUAUCACUUAAUUUUCCAGUCUGAGCGAGAUCACCCCACAGAAUAAUUCCACUCACACGUUCACUGUCAAUGCUGCUUUAACUUUCAUUUUCUCCAUAUUAUACGACAGAAAACUUAAAAAUAGCCAUCAGCAGUUUGUACUUAUCAUGGUGCCAUCAGAGGUAUUUUGAGAAAAGCAAGUUUCAUCGUUACUUUUGAAAAAAACAAACGUGUCCUCUUCAUGUCAGCUGUGACAUUUAUAGUUCAUAACAGUUUUGUAUUGUUGCCCCCCACCUACAUUGUAUAGGCCUCCAUAGAAAUAUCUGUGAUUUAUUAAAAAGAAAAAUACCUUAAAAAUUUACAACUGUACAGAGGUUUUGUAAGAAGAUAACUGAACAAUAUUUAUAGUGUUAUAUGUUUUUAUAGUAUGUUUAAAGAAAUCACAUUUCUAUGUCUCAAAAAAAGAAAAAAAAAGUUCUUUGAGAAAUUACUUCUUCGUAUGAAUGUCAGCACUGAGCAAAGUCUACAUGCGACCGGCGCCAAUGAUCCAAAGCUGAUUUGUAAAUCCUGGUCAGACAGUCGACAAACUGGGUGAGGUAUGAAUAAGAGAAAGAAAAAAAAAUCCUUUUUGGCUGGAUUCUAUAUCCCGUGAGCAUGUUUGUUUUUUCAGCUUGUGUCUCGUUCUUGUUUACAUAUUGUACAUAACAAUAUAUGGACUUGUGAAGCAAAAAAAUAAAAAUGCUCUGAUCA
Messenger RNA from Scophthalmus maximus (turbot), 5054 nucleotides. Its product is annotated as protein kinase C-binding protein 1. Lineage: Eukaryota; Metazoa; Chordata; Actinopteri; Pleuronectiformes; Scophthalmidae. The record is from RefSeq and is a predicted model, not a curated record. Gene Ontology annotation, molecular function: protein binding. Gene Ontology annotation, biological process: regulation of DNA-templated transcription. The transcript is spliced from 20 exons. The coding region runs from base 509 to 4024 and encodes 1171 amino acids.